Molecule: messenger RNA, 3781 nt
Organism: Saccostrea echinata
Lineage: Eukaryota; Metazoa; Mollusca; Bivalvia; Ostreida; Ostreidae
Product: activated CDC42 kinase 1-like
Exons: 13
Coding region: 211-3690 (1159 amino acids)
Biological process (GO): positive regulation of kinase activity; protein phosphorylation; multicellular organism development
Cellular component (GO): basal plasma membrane; signaling receptor complex
Molecular function (GO): transmembrane receptor protein tyrosine kinase activity; protein binding; ATP binding
Source: RefSeq, a predicted model, not a curated record
CAUUUGGGAAGUCUGAUAACAGGAAAGCCCUGAUCAACUCAGGAAAUCUGUAACCCUUUGGAUAUGUUUACAUGAGGAAGUACAAUCCAUACUAUGUCAAAUACUGUUUUGUUUUUAUAAACUGGAAAGGCAUGGCAGUGAGAGAGGAGGGUUAAAGCUCCCCCCGUAAUCUCCAGACCAGGAUUGUGUCCCGAGGUCUCGGUGUCAGCGAUGGAGGAGGAGGAUAGCAGGGAAUGGCUGUAUGACCUCCUCAGCGAAGUACAACUCGGACAGUUCUUCUCCAAGUUACGAGAUGACCUACAGGUUACACAACUCUCUCACUUUGAGUAUGUCAAGACAGAAGACUUGGAGAAGAUCGGUAUGGGAAAACCAGCCAUCCGACGUUUGCUCGACGCAGUCAAGAAAAAGAGAGCCAGUAAAAAACCGAAAAUACUAGACAAAAUUCUAUCAGGAACAGCUAAGAGGAUGACAGAGGAUGCAACAAAAUCUUCUUCCUCCUCCUCAUUUCCACAACACUAUGGAGAACAGUCAUUAACUUGCCUCAUUGAUAAAAAACAGCUAAUGUUGUGGGGAAAAUUGGGUAAUGGAUCAUUUGGCGUGGUACGGGAGGGUGAAUGGACCACCCCUAGUGGUCGUAAGAAGAAGGUAGCUGUGAAGGUGUUACGAGCCGAUGCCCUCGCUCAGUCUGGAGCGUUUGAGGACUUUGUUAAGGAAGUGAAUGCGAUGCAUAGUCUCAAUCAUCCGAACCUAAUACAGCUUUAUGGCAUUGUCCUAUCCUCACCACUGAUGAUGGUGACAGAGCUAGCCCCUGGAGGGUCUUUAUUGGAACACCUAAGGAAAGAGCAGACAACUCUCCUAAUAUCUACCAUGUGUGAUCUCGCCAUACAGAUAGCCAAUGGAAUGAGUUACUUAGAAUCCAAGCACUUCAUCCACAGAGAUCUGGCCUGUCGUAAUGUUCUUCUGGCUUCACCACAGAAAGUUAAGAUAGGGGACUUUGGAUUAAUGCGAGCUUUGUCACAUCAAGAGGACCAUUAUACAAUGUCAGAAACAAAGAAAGUCCCAUUUGCCUGGUGUGCACCAGAGAGCCUGAAAAUCCGUAAAUUUUCCCACGCUAGUGACACUUGGAUGUUUGGAGUGACAUUAUGGGAGAUGUUUACGUAUGGCUCUGAACCUUGGAUGGGUUACAAUGGUUCCCAGAUCUUACAAAUGAUAGAGGAAGGACAGAGACUCCCUAAGCCUGACUAUUGUCCAGCUGAUAUAUUUACUCUUAUGUCCCAGUGCUGGGCCCUCAAACCUCAAGACAGGCCAACUUUUCAGGCUCUUAAGGACUUUCUGUGCGAGAUGAGGGCACAAGACGUUAAAGUUAUUACAGAAUUUGUAGAAAAGGAUCAUUUAGAGAUAUCAGAGGGUGAUAUGGUCACAGUUAUAGACGGAAGACCUGAUUGUUACUGGUGGAAAGGUCAGAACAAGAGGACGUGUGAGGUGGGGACAUUCCCUCGCCACUGCGUGGACCCCCAGCGCAAACUAGCAGGAAAUGACAUUAGUCAGCCAUUGAAAAAUAGUUUCAUUCACACUGGUCAUGGGGAUCCAGGUGGGAAAUCCUGGGGUGAUCCAGCCUCUAUUGAUGAGGUUUACUUACGAAAUCCAAUGGAACCACCAGAUCUGCACAAACCUAACAUGGUUUCUAAACAGCUCAAGAAAAAUCAGCUGACACAAAGCUUAAGUGCCAGGCAGCAAUUUAGUUACUCUAAGUUUGUCAAUGAAGUGGACCAUGACCUUCCAGAGAGAAAAUACCCCUCAACCUUACCAAAGUCUGUAGCUGUUGUAGGAGCCACUCCAAAUCCUCAGAGAGAAGAGAAAUCAGCAAAUAAUACUGAAGAGAGUCUUCUUAUUGACUUCAGUGAUGAGUCAGAACUCUGUACUGCUCUGAAAAAGCCAGUACCAAAUACGCUGAGUUUAUUUGAUACACUGACAUCAUCUGAUAAUUGUGCUCAGUUGGACCAACCAUUGAUUCAGGAUUCUAAUGCACCAGUAGACCCAUUUGACACGAGGUUCUCACUGAGGUCCACAUACAGCUUGAAACCCUCCCCAAUUCCAAUAACCCCUCAGACUGUGAAUCAAAAUAGUGUAAUGUCUACAGAGAGAGACAAACAAAAUAACAUUGUCACUCAAAGCUUUAGUUUGCCUUUACCUGAGAAAACUCAUCCCAACAGACCUCCAGAGUCGGAGUCAUUUGAAGCUAAGAGGAGUCAGAUAGAAGAACAAUUAGGCAAUAAUCCAUUACAUCAGUGCAGAACUAAUGAACUUAAUGUAGGAACUUAUGUCACAGGAAGUCAAGUUCAUGUGAAGAACAAUUUACACCAGGAUGACAAAAAUGUGUAUUCUAAAGUGAACAAGAAAACUACUGAAAAAGCUUUUGAUUGGCUAAAUGAUGCAAUGACUGAUUUUGGAGUUUCAAAGGAAAAGCACUACAGCAAUGUUGCACCAUUGUAUGAUGAGGUUCCUAACGAAGAAGAACCUCAUUCAUCACAGGACAGAUUACAUAAAACUAAGAACUCAUUGAACUACAGUAGUCGGCCAUUGUAUGAUGAGGUACCAGACGAGACAAAUAUAAAUGAUAUCAAAAGUUUACAAUCUCCCUCUUUCUCCAGCAAUGUUAAAGUGUCCUCAUCAGAUGAUGGAUUAUUUAAGAUAAAUAACUCCCUCAACCAAAACAGUGGUCCAUUGUAUGAUGAAGUACCAAACGAGAUGGAUACAAAUGACGUUAAAAACGUCUGCAAUGUUACCAUGCCAACCAGUUCAAGUGCUAAUCAAAAUUAUGCUCCGCCUAGUGCUACAUCUGAUGAUGAAUUUGACUUUUUUGAUUCAGACUUUGAUGAUGAGGAAGAAGAAGAAGAGGGCGCUGUUGUAGGAGCUACAGCCCGUCUCAUGAAAUCUGAAAACCUGGAAAAACCCCCUCCAUUGCCUCCUAGAGAUUAUCUUUCAAACAGUUUGGAUUCUAGAAGAGAUGCUUUAAAAAAGAAGAAUGAAAAAGCUAGAAUCUUUCCUGUUCUUCAGGAUGGUAAACAAAUAAGCUCUACUCACUAUUUUUUGAUCCCACCAAAGGGAUGUGAUAAUAAUCGUACAAACACUGCUGCUGUUCGACCUUUCUCUGUAGAUGGAAAUCAACUUGAUCAUAGGAAACAGAGACCACAUACAAUGUCUGAAUAUCAGAAUGUAUCUGAUGUUGAGAUAUCAAAUAGCAAACAAAUAAAUAAAACUCAAUUUGAAAAUGGGGACAGAAUGUCCUGGUCUGGAAUGACUGGGUUGAAACCCAUUGGGAGAAUAUCCAAUGAUUUAGGCAAAUCCAAAACUAAUAAUAGAACAGUGCCCCGUUCUAUCCCAAACUCUACUAAGUCAGUGGAACCCAAUUUUAUGUCGUCAUCUCCCAGGGAUAAAGUACUGCUGGUUCAGAAUAGUGUAAUAGGAGUGACUGAUGAAGAAUGCCAUGCAGCAUUGUGUCAGACAGCAUGGGACGAAAAAGAGGCUAUGAAAUACCUGAAAACAGAGCAGCUCUUUCGACUUGGUCUGACAUCGCGAGAGGACUGUGAACGACUUUUACAAGCAUUGAAUUGGAACUUAGAGCUGGCAAGCUCAGUACUGCUGGAUGAAUUCCGAAGUAGGAGAAAAUCGGUCGAGUCAACAGUUUAACAUUGUGCCACAAUAUAUAUUCAUAGUCAGCCAUCUUAUUUAUUGCCAGUCAUGUUUAGUGUUUAGAAAUUAUAUAAAUUUAUUAUUUAUA